Messenger RNA from Neurospora crassa OR74A, 2691 nucleotides. RefSeq lists its product as hypothetical. The record is from RefSeq and is a predicted model, not a curated record. Lineage: Eukaryota; Fungi; Ascomycota; Sordariomycetes; Sordariales; Sordariaceae. The transcript is spliced from 2 exons. Gene Ontology annotation, biological process: DNA recombination. The coding region runs from base 60 to 1220 and encodes 386 amino acids.
CUUCACACUCCAACCGGCGCGCAACCCCUUAUCCACCAACCUGCCUCUUACCUAAGACGAUGUCAUCUCGCACAACACCAGGGCCAGCAGCCAAGCGCCGCCGCGUCGAGCUGGCCAACGCUACACUGCGGAGGCCUUUUCGAUCUCCCAUGAUCAAUCGCACACCGCCUGGUGACAAGCCAACAGAUUACACGGCGACGAAGCAGGGUAAAACGACAAAACUACGAGCGGCGGUGGGUAGCGGUGAUGGCGUCGUCGAUGCCAGGGCAGAAGGGGAGGAAGAAGACGACGACGACGACGACGACGAAGAAACAAGUUUCUCCUCGGUAUCGACGCCAGCAGCGAGGAAAGCAUCAAAGAACAGUCUCCACUAUAGUGGUGCCAGCGCUGCUGGCCCCAGUACGAGUGCACGACGGAACGCGAAGCUACCCAUUCUGGAUUUGAGCAACAAGCAAGAGCAGGGGCAAGAGCCUCGAGCUACCAGUUCUGGUAUCAAUCAGAAGCGAAGUAGGAUCGGGUCAGGAACUUCUUUUGUCUCCAGUACCACUUCUACGCGUCCUUCCGUUGAUCUAAACCAUCUCGCAAGGGGGGCAGUUGUUAGUGAGCUUGGUCCAGAUGGCAGUGACGACAUCUUAGCCGGACUGCAAAAGUCUCACAGGGAGACGAAGGUUCAUUUGGUCACUAUGCAAAAUCAGUUGGAUCUCAUCAGGCAGGCGAAGCGUAUCGAGAUAGCGUCACGGACGGCUGCUGUCGAGGAGAGCAAGGAGCUACGACGGCAGGACGCAACAGUCAUUGACGCGGAGUUGAAAGGGUUAGUAAAGAAAUGGAAGCUCGCGAGCAGACAAGCAGCAGAGGAAUUGUUUGAGCUUAUCAAAGGGAGGGUGGCGGAUAUGGGCGGGGCCAAGGCGUGGAGGGAGACGAGGAGGAGGCAGAGGGAGGGGUUUCAUUCUGCUUGGGACGAUGAGGGGCAGAAAGGGAAGAAACGAAAGGGAAAAGGUGAUAUUGAUGAGCGGGAUAUCGAAAACUCCGAUGUCAGCGGCGAUGAGGAUGAUGACAACCGGCGAUUUUCGCAAGAAGCUGGAAACAAUGACGAUGGAAACGGAAGUGUGGAAGACAAUUGCGAGGACUCGGGAUUUACCAUGCUCAUGAUGCUGCAAAGCCUCAAUAUUGAGCCUGACGUCUUGGGAUACGAUCCGAACGAAGACAAGUGGCUGGAUUAGAGGCCUGGAACGCUUUGCCAAAGGGAAGAGAAAGAGAAGGCAAGAAAGAACAAGAGGGAACCCAGGAGCUGCCCUCUGGGCCCCCACAGCUCGGAACGAUCACUUGACGGAUCAGACCAACGGUUUCUCACCUGCCUCAUCUCAGAAGGCCAAGUCGUCGCGAGGAAUUAGUAUUCCAAGACACCCAAUGUGUCACGACUCCGAGAUUAUAUCUCUCCAUCCGACAAUCAGGAGGCCGUAAGUGUGUCUCUGUACACCAGAUAUACAGGCCACUUUUCAUGCGGGCGAGACCUGAUUUAUCGAGUAGGUACAUGAUCUUUGCAAGACAUCCGAUAUUCGCGGCAGGCAAUGCACACAAGGGCAGCGAUCUAGGACAUGUCUGAACCUUUGUCCCUUCAGCGGUCCUUGUAAGUAUCCGUCACAGGCUUGAGCUUGGUGGUUAGUUGUCACGGGUUCCCAGUUCCUGUAUGAACCCCGACGGCAACCUUACCCGUUUCCCCCGGAUUGAAUCAAGUUCGAGUUACCAGGCGCUCGCUUCUGUGGUGUUUCUUUUAUUCCAGCCUUAGGGACUUGCCACGGCCAGCCUACGAUACCCGGGACAGGAAAGGAUGGCCUAACCGCUGCCGCCAGCCACUACCGGCGAAGGUAGUGACAUGGCCUGUGUAACUCUUCAGGGGUUCCGGCUCGGCAAACAACUGAAACUCAGAUAAGGGGUACGACCUCAGGUCUGAUGAAACCUUUCUGCCGUACAAACCAACCGCCCGAGCACCACUGCCGUUUCGUAGCCUUUGCUACAUUCGAACUGGGAUCAUGCCCGCUUGCACCUUUGCUGCAGUUUGUGGCUUGCAGACUCGCAGUCGACUUGCCCCGGAUCCCCGGGUUGCCACAGUAGCGGCCGACUUGUAUGCAAGCAAGUCAAGCAAGCGCGAUCUGGGGAUGGACCACGACCAUGCACUGCAACGACAAGAGAAGCCCCUGGUUACAGAUUUUAUCCUUUCUCUUACAUACAUGACUGCCCCUUACGGUGACUCCCGACUGUGUCCUUUAUUGCGGCUUAUGAGGUACCAACUCUAGUCUACCCAGGGAAGGAAUAGAUAGACACAAUUUGGUGGACUAGUGUCGGACGCCCAGGACACAUGGUCGGCCUCCCUAUCGUGAAUCAUGGAACCUUCCAUUCAGACGUGUGCUGUGAUUUGCGCUUACCCUGUCGAUGACUGGGACAAGUGCUGUUUCACGACCGAGCACGUAUCACAAGAUUUUUGGGAGAUGGAGUGAAGGAAAGCAGGCAGGUCUCUCUAGAUCUGUCUUCUUGAUGGAGUAAUCUGCUCUCGGCCCCAAGUCUUGGCAAUUCUGUGCCGUCUUCCUCUCCCUCCGUCUCUCGCCUAGGUUGUAGUCGCCGCCACUCACAGGAGGCACUACGUGUGUCUGGGUCCUCUACUUCUUCUGUCUCAUCGCUCAGUGCACAAACCCG